Messenger RNA from Pimephales promelas (fathead minnow), 1706 nucleotides. RefSeq names its product musculoskeletal, embryonic nuclear protein 1b (gene mustn1b). Gene Ontology annotation, cellular component: nucleus. Lineage: Eukaryota; Metazoa; Chordata; Actinopteri; Cypriniformes; Leuciscidae. The record is from RefSeq and is a predicted model, not a curated record. Gene Ontology annotation, biological process: chondrocyte proliferation; tissue regeneration; chondrocyte differentiation.
UACUGUUUUUACAGUAUUCCAGAUCAAAUAAAUGCAUAAGAGACUUCUUCCAACAACAUUAAAAAUAUUUUUUGACCCCAACCAAAACCGUUACUGAAGAUCUAUUUUUAUUGGUGCACACAUAGCGAUGGACCGACUCAUUCACCAAGGCUGACUCACCACCCCAGAAAAGUAUGUAAUGAUUUGGUUAUAUAAUUUCCGUGGCAUGUUAACAUCUCCAUCAUCAUGCACAUUUUAUCACAACAAGGUUUGUUUUGUUUUUUAUUCCAAUUAUUAAGCAUUACAAUGAUGAAUUAUAUUGCUUAUUGUUAUGAAACAAUUUGGUUUAGAUUGACUUAAUAGGGUUGACAGUAUCAGCUAUGUCAAAAAUGACCUUUUUUCUCACAAAUACAACUCCUUUGGUUUUAACUUUUAGCAACAAAAUAUAUUUAAACAAAUGAUACAUCAGUGAAGCAGGGAUAGGAGGAGGUUGUUUUGUCUGUAAUGUGUUCAGCUGUUCAUAGUAGUCAUCCUGAGAAAGAGGCUUUCUGACACUGACUGCCGAUCUAAUAAUAUAUAAUGAUAAAAAGGGGGAUGGGGGCACACUGUCCUGGCAACAAGGGUAUAAAAGAGCCAGGACAAAAAGACAAAGUACACAACUUGACCAGAAACCGGACCGCAACCACCAUACAGAAUGUCUCAGCCAGAGGUUAAGAAGAAGAAGCGGCCAGUUGUAAAAGAGGAGGAUCUGAAAGGAGCACGCAGUAAACUGGGACUGAAAGGAGAGGUCAAGAGCAAGACAUAUGAGGUCAUGAUCGAGUGUGAGCGCAUGGGGAAGGCGGCGCCGUCUGUUUUCAGUGGAGUGCGUUCUGGCGGAGAGACAGCGCUCGGGAAACCCAAUCCUCCAUCAGGAAGCGUGUUUGGCAAAUGAUUGAAUGCUGAAUAGACGAAUGUCCACAUCAUGAAUAAUGUGUAUAUUGAUGUUGCAUAUUUGCAAGUAUUGCUGUAUGUUUUUUUUUUUUUUUUUUUUUUUUUUUUACUGUUUGAUGUUAUAUGUUCAUAUCAAAUUGCACCUGAAACAUUUUAUGAGUUAGUUUCUAGCGUCAUGUUUUCUAUAUAAAACAUUUCUUAAAAGUAUCACAUGGUCACCCAGUAUUCUUCUAUCAUGCCGUUUAUGACUGCCAUUUCAAACAAUGAGAGCAAAUAUUACAUCAUCACAUAGUGGUUUAAUAAAAAUCUUUGCUUCCUGUGCAGAUUUGGGGAAGGGGAGUUGAGUAAAAAUUAAAAUAGAUGCUCAUUAAAGGAUGUAUACAUAGUAGUAGGUAAACAAAUAGUAAAGGUAAAAAUAAAUAGAUAUAUUUGGGUGGUUCAGUAUAUCCAUGAGACAGUUUUAAGACUGCAACAGCAAAUUCUCAGAAUCAACAAAUGAAAAAAAAAAAUCUUGCUCAAAUGUACACACACCCACGCGCGCGCACACACACACACACACACACAGAGAGAGAGAGAGAGAGAGAGAGAGAGAGAGAGAGAGAUUCACUGGUAAGACAUGCAACAGCAAAUUUUGAGAAUAUGCAAAAAUAAAUAAAAAAUACAAAAGAGACUAACUCAAAUGCGUGUGCACACAGAGAGAGAGAAUUAACUUAAUUAGCAUUAUUUUAUGUUUAUUUUUGUUCAAUCAUAAAUGCUGUUCCCUUAUGAAAUUUUUAUUACUUAUUGAAUAAAAAAAA